Dichomitus squalens LYAD-421 SS1 is the source of this 1212-nucleotide messenger RNA. RefSeq names its product MFS general substrate transporter. Lineage: Eukaryota; Fungi; Basidiomycota; Agaricomycetes; Polyporales; Polyporaceae. Bases 1 to 1212 code for a protein of 403 amino acids. The record is from RefSeq and is a predicted model, not a curated record. Gene Ontology annotation, molecular function: transmembrane transporter activity. Gene Ontology annotation, biological process: transmembrane transport. The transcript is spliced from 10 exons. Gene Ontology annotation, cellular component: fungal-type vacuole membrane.
AUGCUCGAUGUCCCGCCGGACGGUGGUCGCGGGUGGGUCGUCGUGCUCGGCUGUGUCAUCUUCUCUGCAGCCACGGUCGGAUGGGGGUAUGUUUUCCGGACAAAACUGCCCGAUCCUUGCUUCUCUCUUGCAUCUGUCGUACUCACCACUCACCAGGUUUGGGGCGUCACGGAGGAGUACUUGAAGAAUCAUGUCUUCCCGGACGCUUCGGACUCUGUGUUGAGCACCCUUGGCAGCCCGUUCUUGGCUGCUGGUGCCAUUAUUUGGACCAUAAGCAUGCUCGCAUGCAUUUUUGCAACGAAGCUGUGGCACUUCUUUGUGAUCAUGGGUCCAGUCCAGGGUAUCGCGAACGCAUUGGUGUUCCCGCUGAUCGUGGCUCUUCCGGCCCAGUGGUUCUUGCGGCAUCGCGCACUCGCAACAGGCAUUGUCGUCGCUGGCAGCUCCAUCGGUGGUGCAGUGUCCUCCUUGAUAUUCGGCGUGAUGCUCAAUUCCUUGGGCCUGAAGAAGUCUUUCGCAAUUUACACCGCUAUGGACGGAGCUCUCUUCGUUGCCGCAUACUUCAUGAUAUCUGAGCGGCGUAAGCCCUCGCAGAGGAAACCGAUCGUCUGGUUCGACAAGUCUUUCUUCACAGACCCCGUCUUUUGGAGUCUCGGCGGCUGUUUCUUCUUCACCGUCUUCGGCUAUCUGUCCCCGGUGUUCUUCCUGCCUACCUUCGCGCAGGAGAAGCUGCCCAAUUUGUCGCCUCUGCUCUCCAUCCUACCAGUAGCUAUGCUCAACUUCUCUGCUGCGACCGGCCGCACUCUCGUAGGCUUGCUCGGCGACCGCAUCGGCCCGGUCAACGCGCUCUGGAGCGCCAUCAUGCUUUCUGGCCUCAUCCAGAUGCUCGUUUGGUCCUUCGUCUCUACUUAUGCUGGCAUCAUGGUCUUUGGCAUCAUGUAUGGCUUCGUGUGUGGCUGCUUCCUCUCGCUCAGUCCGGCAGUCGCUUCGCAGCUGUACGGCUCGAGCAGGCUGGCUGGGUUGUCGGGGCUGUUGUUGAUGUUCAAUCUCCCAGGCAACAGCGCCGGUGCCCCCAUCGGAGGCGCGAUCCUGUCAGCGACGGGGGGCAAUUGGCUCGCGGUCUCGCUCUACUCGGGCAGUCUCCAAAUCAUCGGGGCCACUGUGCUGCUAUAUGCGCGAUUCAAGCGCGAACCGAAAAUAUUCACGGUGUACUGA